CAAUGAGGUUGUUUUGUUUGUAAACAUCGAGUAGGAGGUGUUCUUCAAUUCGUGCAAUACAUUUUCUGAAUGCUUCUUGAGCGUUCAGAAGUUGAUCAUUUUAAAUGAUAUUUUAACAACAGAGUUUGAAACAUGAACGUUUGUCGAACUUGUGUGAGCAGUACAAGCAACGAGCUGGUGCCGAUUUUCUCCAAAUUGGGCGAUCAAUUCAUUGCGAAUGUUAUCGUCGACUGUAGCUCAGUAAUGAUUAUGGAAGACGACGACUUGCCGUCGUACAUUUGCCAGCAUUGCCUCACGAGAGUACAAAUGAUAGCGGACUUUGCGGGCCAGGUCCGCGAGUCCGAUCGCAAGCUACGACAGUUGUUCAAAUCCGAAGUAUCGCUCCGGGAUAUCGAGGAGGACUGCAAUUGGGGUGAUGAAGAGCCACCGAGCGAUACCUUCAGCUUGCACCAGGUGAAGCUAGAGGUUGAGAUCGAAAAGGUGGAGCCGUUGGAAUCGGAACCGGAGUCGGUGUUGGAUUUCGAGGAUGGGAACGAUAGCGACUGGAAUGGUGGAGAGCAGAAGAUGCCGGACGAUGAGGUUGAAUUGGGUGAAGCUAAGCUGGAAGUUGAGGAACAUUGCGAUUUGAAAGAAGACGGGGUACCCACGAAACGUCCGAAGCGAACACGAGCGAAGCGAAAGCCGAAGAAAUGUGAUGACGAGAAUGACGAUGACGAUCAGGACGAUCUCGGAGAUGUAGCGCUAACUGAAAAGGAGCUGAAAUUUUACGAGACGAUUCAAAUUGGUCCUGGAAGACAUAUUUGCUGCUGGUGCUGCGUGGAUUUCGGGACAAAGGAAGAAUUGGUAACGCACGGCCAAAUCCAUUUCAAGACAAGAGCAAAACGAUCAAGAAUUAACAAGGAACACUGCUGUGAAAUCUGCUUCGUGGGCUUCAAACGGUUGAAAUCUCUUGAGGAUCACGUAAAACUGGCAGCCGCUCUGUCCAGCAAACCCAUCUACCAGUGCAAACGUUGUCAGUCUCGUUUUAUAUCACUGAGAAGAAGACGACUUCAUGUUAUUCACCACGAGCGGGACGACGAACGGAAGGGUCAAAAGGAGGUCCAGUUGAAGCAGAAAACACCGAAAUGUUGCAGUUGGGGUUGUUACAAGGAGUUUGAGACAGAGCAGCAGCUGCUGGAACAUGGUCAGAAAGAACACAUUGGUAAAAAGCGAGAAACGUUUGACCCAAAGCUGGCGCACGAGUGUCCGGUGUGCUUCAAGUGUGUGGAAAGCGCCAAGUCACUGUAUCGGCAUCGGAAUCGAAUUCAUACUUACGCUGAAACAACGUGUUCCAUCUGUGGUGCUCAGUUUCGGUGUAGAAACUCGACGAUCAAGCAUGAACGUAGACAUAACAAUGAGCGACCGUAUGGCUGCGAGAUUUGCGCAAAGCCGUUCGCUUCGGUUCCGGCACUGAAGGAGCAUAUGCUGGUGCACAACGAUGAGAAGCCGUUUGUCUGUUCCGUCUGCGGAUGGGGCUUCAAGCGGGAGUGUAAUCUGAAGAUUCACAUGCUGAUCCAUUCCGAAGCGUUGCCAUUCAAGUGCGAUGUGUGUGGGAAGUCUUUUAAGGGAAAGUACCAUCUUCAGUACCACAUGCGUACUCAUACCGGAACGAAACCGUGGAAAUGCAAGUACUGCGACAAGACGUUUGCUCAUCACGCGAAUCGAACGCGGCACGAAAUAUCUCAUACAGGAGUUAAACCACACAAAUGUUCUUUUUGUGAAAAGAGUUUCAUUCGGAAGCGCCAGUUGGUCGAGCACGAGAGUAUUCAUACGGGUAUUGAACCAUAUCGAUGUGAAAUGUGCAAUCGCACGUUUGGCAAAAUGUCCGAACUCCAAAAGCACCUCGAAGUACACCCAAGAGCUCCGGAAAAUCAUCUCUCGUUGCCCGUACCUUCCCCCAUGCCUGCGACGGAGGCCGCUUCAUCUUUCCAGCAGAGCCUUCAUCAGUAUUAAUGGCGUUGGAUUUCGGAUCAAUAAAGCUAACUUUGUAAAACUA
Messenger RNA from Culex quinquefasciatus (southern house mosquito), 2035 nucleotides. RefSeq names its product zinc finger protein 502. Gene Ontology annotation, cellular component: nucleus. The transcript is spliced from 5 exons. Gene Ontology annotation, biological process: regulation of transcription by RNA polymerase II. The record is from RefSeq and is a predicted model, not a curated record. Gene Ontology annotation, molecular function: RNA polymerase II transcription regulatory region sequence-specific DNA binding; DNA-binding transcription factor activity, RNA polymerase II-specific; zinc ion binding. NCBI's taxonomy places the organism in Eukaryota, Metazoa, Arthropoda, Insecta, Diptera, Culicidae. The coding region runs from base 133 to 1992 and encodes 619 amino acids.